UCGAGCAUCCACUUUGUUGUGGCUAACAUUGUCUUGUUCGUCUCGCUUCCUACCAUACUGUAGUGCUCAGAAAGGGACACGGAGACACUGCUGUUUUAUAUAGGGUCAUUUAAACUGUUCGACAAGUCAAUGUCGGUCGUAACCUUUGAAAAACAAUUACUCGACGCGCAUGCUAACGUGAGGCUAACGCUCAUUUUCAGGGUCUCCAACCUACGUCGUCGUUCUCCACCAACCACCGGACCCGUAGAAUUCCGACUUGCGGUGAGCUGCCCCGCAAGGCUAUUGGCGGAGAGCUUGCCACGUGCAACAAUUCUUUCCGUUUCUUGACUGUACCUGGGUGCUUUUGACGCACGGGCGGCAGACAACCCGUACAGAGGGACAACGUGGAUGACAUCCAGAUGCGCUCCGCCUUGUAGAUCCAGUUUGUCAAGCUCCUGUUACAACCAGAGGUUUUCGCCCAAACCUUUCCCGAGGACUGACGUCAGCGCACCUCCGCCAUGGCGCUCAGGCCCACCUUCGAUAUCGACGCCCCGCGGUGGGACCAGACCACCUUCAUGGGGCGGCUCAAGCACUUCUUCAACAUCACCGACUGGAGGACGGCGCUCCUGCCCGACUCCCGCCUGGAUGAGGCCAAAGCCUUAGUGGAGCACUGCAGAGCUGGGUCGGUCCCACCGGGCACCACUGAGGAGCAACUCCACUACGCCAAAAAGCUGUACGACUCGGCUUUCCAUCCCGACACGGGCGACCGCAUGAACAUCAUCGGGCGCAUGUCCUUCCAGGUGCCCGGCGGCAUGGCCAUCACCGGCUGCAUGCUGCAGUUUUACAGGACAGUGCCUGCCGUAGUGUUCUGGCAGUGGGUUAAUCAGUCCUUCAACGCGCUGGUCAACUACACCAAUCGCAACGCCGCCUCACCAAUCACCCCAAAGCAGAUCGGCAUCGCCUACGUGACUGCCACCAGCACAGCCUUAGCUACGGCGGUGGGACUCAACCUUUACACAAAGAAAGCACCCCCACUGGUGGCACGAUGGGUCCCUUUCGCGGCUGUGGCGUCGGCCAACUGUGUCAACAUUCCCAUGAUGCGGCAACAGGAAAUCUUGAACGGCAUCGCUGUCACCGAUGAAAAUGGCAACAAGCUGGGCCACUCACGGAAAGCAGCGGUGAAAGGCAUCACGCAGGUGGUCAUCUCCAGGAUCACGAUGGCUGCGCCGGGAAUGAUCAUCCUCCCCAUCAUUAUGCAGCGGCUGGAAAAAUACAAGUUCAUGCAGAGAAUCACGUACCUCCACGGCCCCAUUCAAGUGAUGAUGGUGGGCGUCUUUUUGACCUUCAUGGUACCUGCGGCCUGCUCCCUGUUCCCACAGCGAUGCUCCAUUGCCGUCUCAAAGCUCGAGCCCGAACUCCGCGACUCCAUCACAUCCAAGUACGGCGACGCUGUGCGGUGCGUCUACUUCAACAAAGGCCUCUAAGAACUCCUCCCAACAGGACUCGACACAUACCCGUACUAGGUCUCUCCCCCCCCCCCCUCGUAUGAUUGCUCACGUCUAAAAAGGUGCUUAUUAUGUAGAACUAUUCCGUCUACGUCGGGACGUUCUGAUGAAUGCUUUGUAAUUCUGCUGUGAUGAUUUCCGUUUCUCUCUCAUUACAAACCAAAUCUCUUCUCAGGUAUUUUCUUUUUAGGCCUCCGAGCAAGGAGCUGAACAAAAUAGGUCCUGGUACUUUGGGGAUUUAAAAAAAAAUUUUUUAAACAUUCACGUGCCUUGGAUAACCUCUCUGCAGCAUUAAGGCUCCCUGGUAUGUUCUCAAAACAUAAACUUGUAUACACGGUUAAAGCUGGACGAAUGACGCUGCUCAUUUAAAAAAAUAUGGGAGUGGUGCGAUAAAGGCCCGCAAAAUGGAGGACGUAACAGACUCGGGUUUGCAUGAUUCAACUGUAACUGUGUAAUAAAGAUGGUACAAUCCUGAAGAUA
This is a messenger RNA of Syngnathoides biaculeatus (alligator pipefish), 1964 nucleotides long. It is a transcript of the gene sfxn2, whose product is annotated as sideroflexin 2. Gene Ontology annotation, cellular component: mitochondrial inner membrane. Gene Ontology annotation, molecular function: monoatomic ion transmembrane transporter activity. The transcript has 14 exons. The coding region runs from base 498 to 1463 and encodes 321 amino acids. NCBI's taxonomy places the organism in Eukaryota, Metazoa, Chordata, Actinopteri, Syngnathiformes, Syngnathidae. Gene Ontology annotation, biological process: serine import into mitochondrion; monoatomic ion transport. The record is from RefSeq and is a predicted model, not a curated record.